AUGGGAGUUCCUGAGAAUUGGGGGAUUGUUUGGAAGAUCAAAGCUCCUCCUAGAGUCAAGCACCUUAUUUGGAGAAUUUGUAGGGAUUGCCUUCCUACUCGAGAGAGACUCAGGAAUCGCUUUGUGGAGUGUCCGCCCGACUGUCAGUUUUGCGCUAGUACAACCGAGGAUGAAUGGCAUCUUUUUCUGACUUGUACAGUUACUAAUCAGUGUUGGAGGGCAGCAGGUUUGUCUCAUCUUAUAGAUUCCCGUUUACACUCCUUUCAGGAUAUUAAAUCUCUUAUUUUUUAUAUCUGUUCGAAGGAGAGCAAAGAAGUUUCAGGAAGAUUUGCAGUUAUGUUGGAUGUACUUUGGAAAAACAGGAAUGAUUAUGUUUGGCAUAAUGAGCAAGAAGAAGCGUCAACUUUGGGUUUAAAAGCGACUUACUUAUGGAACGAAUGGUUUCAAGCCCAAGAGAGAUUGACUAGCAAUGCUCGUCUCAAUCAUGCUUUAGAGUGGAGUCCACCUCCCGUGGGUUGGCUUAAGUGUAACGUCGAUGCGGCUUUCAAUAAUAAUAACGGCACUACUAAUAGGGGUUGGUGUGUUCGUAAUCACUUUGGCAACUUUAUAUAUGCAGGUAUAGCUUGGGAUCCAGGGACUCUACGUGUCAUUGAAGCUGAAGCUUUGGCUCUUAAAGAAGCUAUCCUUAGGGCUAUAUCCUCGAAUUUGGAGUUUGUGAUUUUUGAAAGUGACUCCCAAACUGUUACACAAGCUGUCCUAUCAAAUAAAAAGGGCGACUCUGAAUUUUGUCUUAUUAUUGAAUCUAUUUUGUUUUUGCUAUCCAGUUCACGUAUUCAUUAUUUUUUUGGAUUUUUCACAAUGUCUGCUAUUGGCAACAAUUUCAAUCAGCUUAGUGAAGAUGAUAUAUUGCCUGCAUAA
Molecule: messenger RNA, 918 nt
Organism: Vicia villosa (hairy vetch)
Lineage: Eukaryota; Viridiplantae; Streptophyta; Magnoliopsida; Fabales; Fabaceae
Exons: 3
Coding region: 1-918 (305 amino acids)
Molecular function (GO): RNA-DNA hybrid ribonuclease activity; nucleic acid binding
Source: RefSeq, a predicted model, not a curated record